Eriocheir sinensis (Chinese mitten crab) is the source of this 2607-nucleotide messenger RNA. It is a transcript of the gene nvd, whose product is annotated as cholesterol 7-desaturase nvd-like. Lineage: Eukaryota; Metazoa; Arthropoda; Malacostraca; Decapoda; Varunidae. Gene Ontology annotation, biological process: cholesterol metabolic process; chlorophyll biosynthetic process. The record is from RefSeq and is a predicted model, not a curated record. Gene Ontology annotation, cellular component: chloroplast. The coding region runs from base 178 to 1581 and encodes 467 amino acids. The transcript is spliced from 9 exons. Gene Ontology annotation, molecular function: chlorophyllide a oxygenase activity; 2 iron, 2 sulfur cluster binding.
UCGGUGUUACCAAAUAGAUAAAAACCUGUGUGACGGGAAGUUGCUCUCAGUGUGGCUCAAAGUGGCACCGAUUGGCUGGCCCCGAACCGCGUCUCUGUGCAGCGGACGUCUCUGGCACUGGGGAGCCGCGUCCCAGCGCUACACUUUCAUUGCGGUAACUCUUAAAACGUCGCCGCGAUGCUGACGGACUCCUUGAUCACGCUGGUGACGGAGUGCUUCCGAAACAACAAUGUGACGGUACCCCGGGCCUCUGCGCCGCCGCUGGGCCUGGGCCUGGGGCUGCUGCGGGUCGGGGACUGCCGGCGCUUUACUGAGGACGGCCUGGUGCUGCUCACCCAGGACGGCGCCGCCUGGUACCUUCUGCCCUACCUGGCCGCGGCACUGCUGCUCUUCUUCGUCUAUCGUGUCGCCUUCUUGCCCGUCGACAGAGUCAAGGAUCUGACCGAGGUGGGCUGGGGCUGCCUGGGCGGCGGCCGCAAGGCGUCCCUGGCCGAGAGGAUACGCGAGGUGCAGCGGCUCAGGAAGAAGGGAAACCUGCCGCCCGUCUACCCCAACGGGUGGUUCGCCGUCGCGGAGUCCCGGGAGCUGGCGGUGGGGCAGGUGAAGAGCGUGCAGGUGUUCGGACAGACGCUGGCGGUGUUCCGGGGGCUCGGCGGCGAGGUCCACGUGACCGACGCUUACUGCCCACACAUCGGGGCGAACAUGGCCGUGGGGGGCGUGGUGAAGGGCGACUGUCUCGAGUGUCCCUUCCACGGCUGGCGCUUCAGGGGCUCCGACGGGAAGUGUGUCGACAUUCCCUACUCCUCCAAGGUGCCCCGGACGGCCAGCGUGAAGCGGUGGGAGAGCCGAGAGCUGAGCGGGUUUGUCUUCGUGUGGCAUGACGCCGAGGGCCGCGACCCCUUGUGGGAGCUGCCUGAGGUGCCGCAGGUGGAAAACGGAAACUGGACGUACCGCGGCAGGACAGUACACCAGAUCCUUGCCCACAUACAGGAGAUGCCUGAGAACGGCGCUGACGUGGCUCACCUCGGCCACCUGCACGUGCCCAGCAUCUUCAAGGGCGCCGACCUCAGGGACAUCUUCGCCUACAACACGUUGCUGGACAUAGCCAAACACUCGUGGAGCGGGGAGUGGCAGGCGCGUGGCGAGCCGGAACCCCACGUCGCGGACCUCACCGUCACCCACGCCUUCUCCCUAUUCGGCGGCAGACUCAAGCUCUUCUCCAUGACGGUCAAGGUUGAACAGCUGGGUCCGGGCGUGGUGUACCUGUACUUCAACACCUUUGUGGGCUCCGGCGUGCUGGUGCAGACGGUGACGCCCCUCGAGCCGCUGCGGCAGAAGGUGGUGCAUCAGUUCUUCUCGUCCCGCACCUUCAUCGCGCCCAUCGCCAAGUUUGUCAUCGAGUCCGAGGCGAGACAUUUCGAGCGGGACAUCAUGGUGUGGAACAACAAACAGUACCUCUCCCAACCGCUUCUGGUGUCCGAGGAUCGCUUCAUCGUCAAGUUCCGGCGCUGGUAUAGUCAGUUCUACUCCGAGAACAGCCCAAAGUUCUCCUUCACCAACGAAAACAGCCUCGAUUGGUAAUGGGGGUGAUGGUCGCCACGAUGAGAGGCGAAGGAAUGGGUGUGAAUGUGAAAGAACACCUCUUCAUCCCUGGUUGCAUCCCUCCCUCCCUUCCUUCCUUCCUCUCUUCCUUCUUUCUCUCCUUGUCUUUCUCCCCCCUUCCCUCCAUUCACCCAUCCCUUCAUCUACUCAUCUUCUCCCUUCCUUCGUUCCUUCCUUCCUUCCUUCCUCCCUUCUCUCCUUGUCUUUCUCCCCCCUUCCCUCCAUUAACCCAUCCCUUCACCUACUCAUCCUCUCCCUCCCUGCCUUCCUUCCCUCCUUACUUCCAUCCUUCCUUCCUUCGUUCCUUCCUUCCUUCCUUUCUCCCUUCUCUCCUUGUCUUUCUCCCCCCUUCCCUCCAUUCACCCAUCCCUUCAUCUACUCAUCCUCUCCCUCCUUUCCUUCCUCUCCUCAACCUCAAGCAGUAAGUGGGGCAGUGCGGUGAUGCUGCUGUUCCUGUUUAGUAUAGAUGUGAAUAAUGAAUGGUGGUGGUGGUGGUGAUGGUGGUGGUAGGGUUGUGCAGCGGUGGUGGUGUGGUGAUUUUGUGGUGACGGAGAAAUAUCUGUUGCCUGUGACGGAAAAUAAAAUGUAAAUAAAAUAAAAACAAAAAAAAUGCUGGUUGUACCGUUGUGCGUACAAUGGAUAAGGUGUAAUAAUAGUCACGCAUAGCUUGUAAGGAAAUGUGAAGAACCUUGAUUUACUGCUUCUCUUCCUCUUCCUCUUCUUCUUCUUCUUCUUCUUCUUCUUUUUCUUCUUCUGCUUCUUCUUCUUCUUCUUCUUCUUCUUCUUCUUCUUCUUCUUCCUCAUCUUCUUCUUCUGCUUCCUCUUCCUCCUCUUCCUCUUCUUCCUCUUCUUCCUCUUCCUCCUCCUCCUCCUCCUCCUCUUCUACCCCCUUCUCCAUAACUGUGCAAACUACCAUGACAAAUCUAUUUUCAUUCUGCCAUUCCAUAAUUCUAGUUUAGUCUUAAGUUUGUAAUAAUGAAAAGACAAAUAAAUACUCACUACGUU